This is a messenger RNA of Phaeoacremonium minimum UCRPA7, 2712 nucleotides long. Its product is annotated as putative n-acetylglucosaminyl transferase component gpi1 protein. The transcript has 7 exons. Gene Ontology annotation, cellular component: endoplasmic reticulum; membrane. The record is from RefSeq and is a predicted model, not a curated record. Gene Ontology annotation, biological process: GPI anchor biosynthetic process. Bases 1 to 2712 code for a protein of 903 amino acids. NCBI's taxonomy places the organism in Eukaryota, Fungi, Ascomycota, Sordariomycetes, Togniniales, Togniniaceae.
AUGCACCCCUUUUCCAUCCUUACGCUAGGGAUAUUCGUAGCUGGCUACAUCACCGCUCGCUGGGAUCUGGUCACUCGCCUCUAUGAGCUUGCCAUCUUCGCUUGGGACUACGGAGUUGUCGCCCGGAAUGUCGAAGGUGCCCUUAAAUCGCACACACUCUUCCGAAAUGCGCCCCAUAAUAUUGGUCGGAUGUUCGAGCUCUGUGGCCAAGCACAUGUCCAUGUCCUAGGUAUCUCAAAUGCUUCCGACUCACAAGAGAUCGACCCCUCCUGGGUUCGUGUGACAAAUGGCCCGAGCAUGCGGGUUCCUGAAGUUCGAUGUGCCAAGGCGUCAAGCAUCCAAAUUGUCCUCUAUCAGCGGCCUAUACCAACACGAAUGCAAUACAUCUCCCUCAAUCCGAUUUCUCUAGCGCUCGGAGACAAACAAACAGGCAUCAGGCUGCCACCGGUCGAUGAUAUCGAGGCGGAGGAAGAGAAGCAGGAGCGGAGAAGAAAUGAGAAGAAACAGCAACUAGUCGAAAAGCUUAAACAACACUCUGUUAUCAAGCGAGUCCCGUCGCCAAAGGAAAAGGCGUUACCCAAAAUUGUCAAUCAAAUCAAUUGGGCUUGGGAACUCGAGCAACUACUGCAGAAGAACGUUUCAAAGAUCGGCACACGGCCUAAGAGGAGUCUUAGUGUCUCAGAGCGCGUGGUGGAAUCUGCUGAUGCAAUGAAAACAUUUGUGAUGUUAUGGUUCUGGGAGCUAUUCACACUCUAUGUUUUCCCAGUCAUCACUAAGGCAUUCGUCUUCGGACUUGUUGGACAUCGAAUUGUUGCAGAGAUGCUCUUGCGCAUCUUAGAGUACAGAGGCCGACCUCGUUACGCUGCUCUGAAAGACAUAUCUGCCACCGCACAGCAAGUCGAGAUCCGGCUGCAGCAGUUCUGUUACUGGCCGAUGCAUCUCUGGCUGGUUGCGAAUGAUGUUAUCAUCGGAAUCGCGCUCGGCUCCUACAUCAUAGACAAUGCCAACUGGGUUGCAGCACAGAUCAGCUUGCUCUUAAGGGCUUACACUGUUGAGGCUCUACAAAGCAGUAUAUCAUGGCUCAUGGGCUGGCCAGCCGGUUUGAAACUCAAUAGCGAACUUGCAGCGUUCCUUGGUGACCUAUUUCUCUGGGUCAUUGACUACUGGUCAAGUUGUCUCGACAAGCUCAGCCCUAUGCUGCCGCAGAUCAUCUGGUUCAUUGGUUUCUCCAGCUUCGCGGGCGCCAGCAUGCCAGUCGCUCUGCUGUCAGACCUGCUGUCCAUCCUCACUGUGCACAUUUACUCGUUUUAUCUCGCCUCUGCACGUAUAUAUCAUUGGCAGCUAAAUAUCCUCAUGUCGCUAUUCCACCUCUUCCGCGGCAAGAAACACAACGUUCUCCGCAACCGUAUAGACUCCUGCGACUAUGAUCUCGAUCAACUCCUUGUUGGCACCAUCCUCUUUACUCUCCUGUUCUUUUUGCUGCCGACUGUUGUCGUCUUCUAUUUGAAUUUUGCCAUCGCCCGGAUGGCCAUUAUCUUUCUCAAAGCCAUGUUUGAUACUUUACUUUCUUGUUUAAACCAUUUCCCUCUUUUCGCCUUGAUGCUCCGGAUAAAGGAUCCAAGGAGACUUCCAGAUGGCAUAUGUUACGAGGCGUUGGCUCCGACAACCAUCCUUCCAAGAUCGCUCCGACUAUUGGAAGACAAGAUGUUCCUAUACGCGAUCUACCUCGCCCUCCUGCUCCAGGCCUGGCUCACUGCCAGCCUCAAGAUCCACCCCGACCUCGUUGAUCCCAAUGCUGAGACUGUGGGCGUGAUCACCCGCCCCCACGAACAAGAGAUUAUUCAAGCAGAUACGAUCUAUACAGUCCAGUGGGCUUCUUCUUCAGCUGAUGGCGGUCCCUUCCGCAUCAAUCUCUGGGGAGCACCAGAUAAUGAACCGCUUCAGACGAUCGGCACUGACAUUGACUACCUCAAGGGAGAAUUCCAAUGGCCAAUUCAUCUUGAGCAGUAUGCGACGCUGUACUUCAUCACCAUCGAUGAUGGAAUGGGCUCUGUCCGCGACAAAUCAGGAGUCUUCAGCAUCUCCUCACCCCUGAUCAAGUCUCCAGCUAAAAUCCCUUUUCAAUCUGACGUCAAUGCCGCAACCACAAUGACAACGAGUGUGGUUCGUACCUCCCCUGAUAGACUUGUCUUCUCCACGAUGGCUCCCAUCUCUCCUCAGGAUGACUCUGUCACCUCCUUGCCGAUCACCGUCCCCUCCAACCUCCCUACCGAUGAGUCUCUUCCAACCAUGACAUUCAGCAUGGUGUGGAGCCGAACAGAGGGACCUGGCGACGACAUCCCCAGCACCAUCCCCAAGCCUGCUACUCACUCAUCUGGACAUGCCUACAGUGCAUGGCGAGUCGGCAUGAUCGUCGGCCUGGUCAUGGUAUGCCUGCUCUGGGCAACCUCGCUUGUACUGGCCUACCUCAUCUACCGAAGAAAUAGAGGGGUUGAGCGAAGAGGUAGACACACCAGCCGCGCCAGUGUCAACAUCGAGCCAGAGCCAGCUCCUGAGGAGCCCCCCACCGAAGAGCCCCCCGCCAGAGCUGAAUCUGCUGCUCCCAAGGAUGACGUUGGUGUCGCCACAGUCAUUCAGCUGCGGCGUAUCUCCUUCAAGGAGCCCGAGGCUGGUUCGCAGAGCAAGCGAGCUUCAGUUACCUUUGUGGAGUAG